Messenger RNA from Amoebophrya sp. A120, 2878 nucleotides. Lineage: Eukaryota; Dinophyceae; Syndiniales; Amoebophryaceae. The record is from the annotation of a GenBank genome assembly.
UGGUCCUCUUGUCGUCCCGCUAUACAUUCAUCAUUGUGGACGAAACUACAUCAGCAGGACUAGGAUUCUUUUGACAGUCUGUUUCAUCUGUGGUUGAGUCAAUCGCGAGAUGACCAGAAGAAAUAGGGUGGUGAUUUUUUUACAAAGAAGAGCACAGGCAAUAGAGCGCACAGUAGCUGUAUUCCAUCAGAGUGGCAGAUCUAGAUACCCCAUAAAAUAAAUUGUGCAACUACAUCAACCUUGUGAGAGCUGCCUGCUGCUCGUACGUCCUUUCCGGCGGUAUUACUUCACUAGAAGUUGUACUUUCGAGCAGUAGUACUGUCCUUGGCGACUUGUACAACUUUGCGUCCAAUACUAGUACGUCCUCGUGCAGCAGGGAAAGGUGGUCACUUGCUUAAACGUUAAAAGAAAUACGACCUUCGGCUACCUCAACUCGGUUUUUUGUUGAACUGCAUGCACGCAUCUACUCCAUCUGCUUCCGCCCGAUAAUAUUAUCGGUGGAACUUGUUCACCAAGAACUUCUACUCCUCCGACUCGAAUAGUGCACCCACAUUAUCAUCCACCAGUGAACCACUUGGAGUGAAGUAGUAAAGGGACGAUCGCAACAACCAAGCACAGUAAAGCACGAAAAACAAGAACUACUACUACAUCCCCGGCGGAACUUCUUGCUACAAACGGCUACAUCGAGCACUUCUCGUCCGAAAAGUCGAAGACGACAAGACCUGCACGAAGAUAAUAAAUUGCAUCAAGACAAUGGCGAAUCUCACUUCGGAGUUCAGCCUGCAGACGAUGCCCGGCCCGAAGCUGGUGCCCAAUUUCUCGCGGCAGACAAACCGGAAGCCCAUGAGCACGCUGUACAAUUACUAUGACGAAAACAACCCAUAUCGCAAGAAAAAAAAAUGUCUCUUCACUGCGCCGAUGUUGAUGUAAAGUUGUAAACUCGCGACGCACAGACAGGAUAUUUUCAUGUUGCAUCAGCAACAGCCACUGACACAGACGUGCCUGUCCUAUGCAACACGCCAUGCUAGACACGCGUGGCAUGCUAUUCUCUUCGGAAGCACGCGUGGCAUUUUUUCUGUUGUUGUGUAGAAACAAGAGCACAACUUCUUGUGAUGCAAACCUGUUUGCAAUACAAAUGCGUUGCAGUGAAACAUUUUUUUCGUGCGAUAAGCCAACGGUGGUCGCGUCCGUAGACAAGUGGAAUCGCGAGUUCGAUCCGGAAAGGGCCGUGAAAAGCACACUGCCAAGUAAAGUUUUCCUUUUUCGUUUCUAUUUUUUACUCAUACGGUGUGCUGCUCGUGGUCGUGCGUUGGGGUUGUUGGUAUGCAUCAGUAGAAGAACACUUCCGUACUCGUCUUCUAUUUGGUCUCAACAACAUCCUGGCACUUCUAGUUUGCGAUAAUUUGUGCACAAUUUGGUGGUGAGAGUGGAUGCGAAGAUACCAUAAAAAAUUCAAACUCACAAGUGCUGGUGCACGUAGAAGUAAGUAUGACAUCCACUACACAAAAAGGUAAACGCGAGGGGCUGGAGUUCCGGAAGUCAAUCAAAAGAGACCAGGCGCUUUUUGGAACCAGGGCAUUCGGGCAAGAUGCAAACCUGAUGAAGGUAUUUUCAUUGCUAAAACUUGCAAGCACAAUUUUACACUCCGAGACGAUUACAUGCACAAGCAGCUGCACCAGGAGCGCCGCUCUACUUACUUAUAAGAUGAAAUAUCUGAAUUUCGUUUGGUGUGAUGAUUCAAUUCUUAUCGCAGGCCCGACACGUCCAAGAGCUGAAUAGCAUAGAGCAGAUCGAGCAAGACAGGUUAGACCCAUCUAUCACCAGCAAAUAAUAUGUGGUCUUUUGGGUCGUCUGGUACAACAAGCCUGUCAUGCUGAUAGUUGCGGACUAUUGAGACGGCGCAUCUAUAUCUACAUGCAGCCAAAAGCAUGACAAGUUGCUGCGCACGACGUUUCAGUACUACAUCUGCAGUGUCGUGACGAGCAUCGUCACAAGCCUUUGCAGAUGACCCGCCAGAAGAUUUUUGCUAUUUGCACUGCAUACCAGCCUGCUGCAAGCGAAAGGUGCUCGGAAAUCACGACAUGUAUAUGCAGAGGGGCCGCGGGCCGAGCGAAAAACUCCGGGCAAACAGGUAUAGGAAUUAAUAUGGGCUUCACAAAUAAAUAUGCGCAAGAACUACAGAAAAGGAUCCCUUGCUUUGUUUCCUGCCUGUUGUGGGAACAAGUAGAAGCCCUUUAUUUCUCUUCUUGUGGCGCGAGCUAGUUGUGCAGACGAGUAGCACGAUAUCAAAGCUUUGGAUGUGGCUCUUGAGGACUUCAGACUGCAAAAAACUAAUCACACCACGAUCGUAAGAUAUGAAAAAAAAUCCAGCCCCCCGCGACAAAACCCACUCCUUAUGGAGAAAACGAAAGUGUAUCGGGAGCUCCGACCCGGAGAAGGGAAGCUGAGCAACAUUGCCGAACUCAGCAAAGUGGGAGGUAUUGUUCCAGUAGAGAAUAAUAAGAAUUUGUUUUUUCGCACUGUCACUCGAUUCUACUUCUUCAGCAUGUUUUUUGUUUUGAAAAUCGAAAUCCAGACGAUUCAUCCUCCAUUCGAUGACUGUCUCCACGAGGACUCCGUAGACGAUAAGUACGUAUGACUAUUACAUCAGGCGAAAUCAAGCUGAACCGGAAAGAUCGGCAGUGGAUACCAUUGGAGGCGUGAAGAUGCCUGCAAGUAGACGAGGACCACCAUGGUAACAACUGCAAGUAGAAUGAAGAUAAACUCAUCUGGUAAUACGAUUUUGUGGACAAAAUGUAUUGCAACAAACUUCCAGUUCCAGUUCUGUUACUAGAUGGUACUAGGGGAGGACCAAAUUGAAACGUUUCGCCGGAGGAAG